Monodelphis domestica (gray short-tailed opossum) is the source of this 1700-nucleotide messenger RNA. RefSeq names its product pleckstrin homology like domain family A member 3 (gene PHLDA3). Gene Ontology annotation, cellular component: plasma membrane. Lineage: Eukaryota; Metazoa; Chordata; Mammalia; Didelphimorphia; Didelphidae. The record is from RefSeq and is a predicted model, not a curated record. Gene Ontology annotation, molecular function: phosphatidylinositol phosphate binding. Gene Ontology annotation, biological process: intrinsic apoptotic signaling pathway in response to DNA damage by p53 class mediator; negative regulation of phosphatidylinositol 3-kinase/protein kinase B signal transduction; positive regulation of apoptotic process.
GGGGCUGAGGCGGCCUGGAAUGCACAGAGGGGCUGGGCGGGAGGAGCAAAGAAGAACAUGUAAGGGCACAUCCCGGGAGCUGCUGCUCAGCACCCAGACAGAGCCCACGGGGAGGGAGAAGAGAGGGGUACGUAGUCGGGCAGGCCAGGCCGGCAGGGAACGGGCGAAGCAGGACUGGACCUAUUGGUGCUGGGGUCUUCGGGGGCCGACCGAGCAGUGCCGGAGGUCUGUCAGGCCGGGACAUAGAGAGAAGAGAGGGUGCCAUCGAGAAGGCUACAUCUAAGGCUGCGGUCAGAUUAGGGGGCAGAGGCUAUAUAGCGGACAUAGGACACAGCCAGGCAGGGCAGCCAUAAAUCGAGGGAGGUACAGUGCAAUUAGUCCUGGGGUUCUGCCCUACCAAUCUCCUGCUGCUGCUUGCGAAGUUGGCAGUGAGGGUUUCGGGGGGCCAGUUCUAAGGGGCAUGACCAGAGUGUAAGGAGAGAGAGGCAAAAGGGUUCGGAACCCCCAUGACUACAGCCACAGCUAAGGUACUGAAGGAGGGGGUGCUGGAGAAGCGCAGCGGGGGGCUGCUGCAGCUUUGGAAACGCAAGCGGUGUGUGCUGACCGAGCGGGGGCUGCAGCUCUUUGAGGUCAAAGGCACAGGCGGGCGGCCCAAGGAGCUCAGCUUCGAUCGCAUCAAGGCGGUGGAGUGUGUGGAGAGCACUGAGAGGCACAUCUACUUCACCCUGGUGACCGAGGACGGUGGGGAGAUCGACUUCCGGUGCCCCCUCGAGGACCCUGGCUGGAACGCACAGAUCACCCUGGGUCUGGUCAAGUUCAAGAACCAGCAGGCCAUCCAGACUGUUCGGGCCCGGCAGAGCCUUGGGCCAGGGACCUUGGUGUCCUAGGCUCAGUUCCACUCAUCAUUCUGCACCUCAAUUCUGCUGUCCUUUCUGCCCAGGGAACCAUGUCAGUUUCUCAGCCCCUUCUGAAACCAGGGAGCCUGAACUGUCUCUGCUGGUCAGGAUGAAUGAAAUGGACUCAGGAAUGGGCAGAAGCAGAAGGAAAUAGUGUCCAUGGGGCUUUGUUUCUUCUGGGGAGGAGAGUGGAAUGUCAGAAAGGACUGAGAAUGAAGAUGCAGCCCCUGGAGGCCUCAAAAAUGUCACUGCCUUCAGUACAGACAUAGAUGACUGAAUCAUGUCUUCAAUCUGCUCCCUCUUCUGGGUGGCAGGAGGCCAGAAGGGGUACUGAGGCCUCUCACUACUCUCAGAAGAACCCCUAUUCUUCAUGUGCAAUCCCAUUCUCUCCACUCAAGAGACUCAUCAGGCACAGCCUGGGCCUCAGUGCUCACCCAGUGAAGAAGAGGAUGUUCCCUCAACCAGGGGCUGAGUGCUUCCAGGACUAUGUGAAAGAGGCAGGUGGGGCCAGCCUUAGCCUAUUGUGCCUUCAAGAAGAGCCAUGGUGACUUUCUCUGAACUCCUCCUGCAUUUGGGGAGCAACCCCAAGGGAAUGGAAUGGAUGGGGCUGUUCCCAAUCUUUGGGACUUGCUGCUGCUUAGGUCCUCUUGGGGGGGGACCCUUUAUCUAGGCCCCUUUUCUAUACUCCCAUGACCUCAUACCUGUUCCCUCCCCAGCUGUGGUGUUAGGGUUCAGAGGCCUUGCCAUUACCAUUUCAUGCCAGUCACAGAAUGAAGAUAUCCCUGACAAAGGGUCGUGACAACA